AUGCCGACGAAAUACCUGAUCGCCGCCCUCCCCGUACAAUCCGCCGGCGGCGACAUCACCGCCGCCGAAAACUCCCUCUGGCGCAGCCUCGAGGACUCCAUCUCCCAGCACGCCAUCGACACCCCCCUCUACCGCUUCACGGUCCCCGCCCUCAAAGGCGGCACGCUCGACUCCCUCCUCGCCCUCAGCGACGACCUCAUCAGGUCGAACCUCUUCAUCGAGGGGGCCUCGCACAGGAUCAGGAGGCAGAUCGAGGACCUGGAGCGCGACGGAGGCGCCGGCGAGGGCGGCGCCCUGAUCACCGUCGACGGCGUCCCGGUCGACUCCUACCUCUCCAGGUUUGUGUGGGACGAGCGGAAGUACCCAACAAAGUGGCCACUCAAGGACAUCAUCGCCAGCAUCCUGUCGCGGAUCGCCAAAAUCGAGGAUGAGAUCAAGGUUCAAUCAUCGAAGUAUAAUUCUUGUAAGAACCACCUGAGAACAAUCUACAGAAAGCAAAGUGUAAGUUUAGUCGUGCGUGAUCUGUCGAACCUGGUAAAACCAGAGGAUAUAAUCACUUCGGAACAUCUAGCAACACUUCUUGCCGUUGUUCCAAAAUACUCCCAGAACGACUGGUUGUCAUGCUAUGAGUCACUUGACACCUUUGUGGUACCGAGAUCAUCUAAAAGGCUUUAUGAGGAUGAUGAAUAUGCGCUCUACACCGUAACAUUAUUUGCUAAGGUUGUUGGCAACUUUAAAGCACAUGCUCAAGAGAAAGGUUUUCUGAUCCGUGAUUUUGUGUAUAGUCCUGAAGCACAGGAAAGUAAGGACGACCUGGAAAAGCUGCUGCAAGAUGAAGAAACUAUGAGAACGUCUCUUCUAGAAUUGUUAUAUGCCAGAUACAGUGAGGUAUUCAGUUCCUGGAUGCACAUAUGUGCUGUAUUUGUCUUUGCAGAGAGCAUUCUUAGAUAUGGUUUGUCACCAUCAAUCCUGUGUGUUGUUCUAGCACCGUCUACGGAGAGCGAGAAAAAAGUAAGGAACAUCUUAGAAGAGCAUUGUGGAAAUGCCAAUAGCAAUGAUUUCUGGAAAUCUGACGAUGAUGGUCUCGGAGGUGAAAUCCACCCUUAUGUAUCCUCCACCAUGAAUGUCGUGUGAGUAUGAGCAUAUAGUGCUAGUGUGCUCUUGAUAUCUCCAUGGAGGCAAUGUUCUGGAGCAACUAUGCUUUCAGUAAUCAACAGGUUUUUCAAUACACUGUUAUUGACUCAUAACGUCGCAUUAAGGAGAUACAAGUGUAACGGAUUCACACCCGGCCUCUGCAAUACGAACCAACAAAUUAUCACAACGCAAGUUUGGUCAAUUUUUUGGUUUAUAUGUAGCUUAUGUCCUAGAAAUAAACCUACCCAUUUGUAGUUUUGGGAAUCUACACAAGACGGAAUUCCCGUUGGUUUUAUAAAUGUAAAUAUAUAAUUCUGGUACGAUACGGAAUUUCAUGAAUA
Messenger RNA from Triticum dicoccoides, 1475 nucleotides. Its product is annotated as V-type proton ATPase subunit C-like. Gene Ontology annotation, molecular function: proton-transporting ATPase activity, rotational mechanism. Gene Ontology annotation, cellular component: vacuolar proton-transporting V-type ATPase, V1 domain. Gene Ontology annotation, biological process: proton transmembrane transport. The record is from RefSeq and is a predicted model, not a curated record. NCBI's taxonomy places the organism in Eukaryota, Viridiplantae, Streptophyta, Magnoliopsida, Poales, Poaceae. The transcript is spliced from 11 exons. Bases 1 to 1134 code for a protein of 377 amino acids.